Messenger RNA from Ostreobium quekettii, 1419 nucleotides. The record is from the annotation of a GenBank genome assembly. Lineage: Eukaryota; Viridiplantae; Chlorophyta; Ulvophyceae; Bryopsidales; Ostreobiaceae.
AUGCCGAGAAACAGGCGCGACAAGGCCGGGGGCGCCAGGAUGGACUCGCUGUACAACUCGGCGGAGUUCAGGAUGAAUUUCUUCAAGGUGCUCCCGUGCUCCAAACACUACUGCCACGACUGGACGGAGUGCCCGUUCGCGCACCCAGGGGAGAAGGCGCGGCGACGCGACCCACGCGUGUUCAGAUACGUCGGCAUCGAGUGCCCGCAGGUCAAGGAGGGCGGCAAGUGCCCGCGAGGCGAUCUGUGCCCCUUCGCGCACAACGUGUUCGAGUGCUGGCUGCAUCCAACAAGGUACCGGACCCAGCUUUGCAACGAGCCGGCGUCCUGCAAGCGGAAGGUCUGCUUCUUCGCGCACUCCGUGGAGGAGCUGCGCGAGCCCACCACUGGCCUGGAGCACCUGGCCGAUGGGCCCGGCGGAUCGGCGCCCGGCGCCGCGUCCCCCGCGCCCAGGCCCGUGGACCACAGGCCCUCGCUGGACGAGAGGGGGUCGUCCGGGGGCAGCCCCGUGGCGUCCAGCCCGGCAUGGAGCGCGCCGGACGCCCAGGCCGCGCAGCAUAAGUCGCCCCAGGAGGCGGCCCUCCUGGCUGCUGCUCUGACGCAGCUCCAGAAUGGACAGCCCAUCAGCACAGCUGCGGAUGUGACCAACCCGCUGGAGCAGCUGGCGAUGAUGCAGGCUGGGGGCAGCCCUGCCCUCCAGUCCCCAACCCCCACAGGCGUUCCUGGGGCGCCGGCUGCCAACAAUGAGCGUGUCAUGCAACUUUUGAUGCUCCUUGUGAAGGAGAUCGCCCAGGCCAGGCACACCCAGGGUCAGCAGCAGCAACAGCAGCAACAGCAGCAGCAGCAGCACCGACGGAGCCUUGAGGCCGCAGCCCUGGCAUCCCAAGUGCACAGGAACUCGUUGGACGGCGCCCUGUACGGGCAGCCCAGUGCACAGGCCCACCACCGCGUGCCGAGAAUGUCCCUAGAAGCGCUGCGCCGCAUGUCGUUCACCAUGCUGGGCAACUCCGGGAAGGGGCCCGGUGGCGAGGGGAGCUUCAUGCGCACGCCGUCCAUGGGGAGGAUCAGCCUGGAUGGCAGCAUACCAGACUUUGUGCUGCACGACACGCGUGCACGUGCGCCCUCAAUGGACAGCAACAUGUCUGAGACCCUGAACAUGGCCCGAGCAGGCCGGAUGUCCAUCGACUCAUCUUCCUCGUUCCUGUCCGGUGGCAGGCGGUCCAUAGAGAUGGCCGCUGACGCCAAUCUGCUGAGGAUGGCCGGGCUGGCUGGAGACCCCACGGGGGUGGUGGCAGACGCCCUGGCGCGGAGGUACGAGCCGCCUGCCACGGUUGAGGCUGCUCAGUCAGAGGGGUACCUCUACAAGCCAAACGACCCAAUUUUGCAUGUCCAGGCGAACAGUUUUCCUGCCGCCAAUUAG